AUGUCGAACAAACCCAUCUUCGUGGCCACCCACCCCAGGGCCUGUUCAACGGCCUUUGAGCGCGUCUUCAUGACCAGACAUGAUAUCCUUCACUGUGUCCACGAGCCAUUCGGUGAUGCCUUCUACUACGGUCCUGAGCGUUUGAGCGAACGUUUCGAAGAUGAUGAAGAGGGCCGCAAGAAGAGCGGUUUCUCCCAGAUCACUUACAAGGAUGUUGUCGACCAAAUAUUCGACCCUGCCGCCAGUGAGGGCAAACGCAUCUUCAUAAAAGACAUCACCCACUACCUCCUCCCCCCACACCAAAAACCAGCCAGUAUUCCCCCAUCCCUCUCCUCCUUCGCCUCUCCAGCAGACUCCAACAACCCAACCGUCCUCCCCAUCUCCCUCCUUCGCGAAUUCCACUUCACCUUCCUCAUCCGCCACCCCCGCCGCGCAAUUCCCUCUUAUUACCGGUGCACAAUCCCACCUCUGUCAUCCAAAACUGGCUUCCACAAUUUCAUGCCCUCGGAAGCCGGCUAUGACGAGCUCCGUCGCCUCUUCGACUACCUUCUCGCUGAAGGCCUUCUCCUACCCCCAUCCGACAAAGCCAACGGCCACAAGCACGACGAAGAUGCCGUGAAAAUCACAGUCAUUGACGCCGACGACCUCCUCGACCACCCCGCAGAAAUCAUCCAGCGGUACUGCGAGGACGUGGGGAUCGAUUAUGACCCCAAAAUGCUCAAAUGGGACGACGACGAGCAGCACAAGCGAGCCAAGGAGGCGUUCGAGAAGUGGAACGGCUUUCACGACGAUGCCAUUGGGAGCACAGAGUUGAAGCCGAGGGUGAACGGGCCGAAGAUCCUAACCGAAGAGGAAGAAAACGCCCAAUGGAAAGAGAAGUACGGCGAGGAAGGGCAAAGGCUGAUCAGGGAGACGGUCGACGCCAACGUGGCCGAUUACGAGUACCUCAAACAGUUCGCCGUCAAGGUUUAG
Molecule: messenger RNA, 972 nt
Organism: Podospora anserina S mat+
Lineage: Eukaryota; Fungi; Ascomycota; Sordariomycetes; Sordariales; Podosporaceae
Exons: 3
Coding region: 1-972 (323 amino acids)
Source: RefSeq, a predicted model, not a curated record